Molecule: messenger RNA, 841 nt
Organism: Sus scrofa (pig)
Lineage: Eukaryota; Metazoa; Chordata; Mammalia; Artiodactyla; Suidae
Gene: BCL10
Product: BCL10 immune signaling adaptor
Biological process (GO): apoptotic process; positive regulation of extrinsic apoptotic signaling pathway; adaptive immune response
Cellular component (GO): cytosol; CBM complex
Molecular function (GO): protein kinase B binding; NF-kappaB binding; transcription coactivator activity
Source: RefSeq, marked provisional
UCCCCCGCCUCCGCCAUGGAGCCCGCCGCGCCGUCCCUGACCGAGGAGGACCUGACCGAAGUGAAGAAGGACGCUUUAGAAAAUUUGCGUGUGUACCUGUGUGAAAAAAUCAUAGCUGAGAGACAUUUUGAUCAUUUACGUGCAAAAAAAAUACUCAGUAGAGAAGACACCGAAGAAAUUUCCUGCCGAACAUCAAGUAGAAAAAGGGCUGGAAAAUUGUUAGACUACUUACAAGAAAACCCCAAAGGACUGGAUACCCUGGUCGAAUCUAUUCGGCGAGAAAAAACACAGAACUUUCUGAUACAGAAGAUUACAGAUGAAGUACUGAAACUUAGAAAUAUAAAACUAGAACACCUGAAAGGACUGAAAUGCAGCAGCUGUGAGCCUUUCCCAGAUGGCGCCACCAGCAACCUCCCCAGGUCAAAUUCAGAGGAGAGUAAUUUCUCUGACAAACUGAGAGCAUCCACUGUCAUCUACCAUCCGGAAGGAGAAUCCAGCACGGCCCCCUUUUUUUCGACUGAUUCCUCUCUGAAUUUGCCCGUUCUGGAAGUGGGCAGGACUGAACACCCCACCUUCUCUUCAACGACGCUGCCCAGACCUGGAGACCCGGGGGCGCCUCCUUUGCCACCGGAGCUGCGCUUAGAAGAAGAAGGAACCUGUGGAAACUCCAGCGAGAUGUUUCUCCCCCUGAGAUCACGUGCUCUUUUGCGGCAAUGACAGCUGACUACCUUUUUCUUUAUUUUUGAUGAUGACCAGAAAAUGUGAUUGAUAAAAUAUAGCAUCAUGUAAAGUUGCUGGAGUGACUUACUAACUUUUGAUACACGUCCCUUUAGCACGCCAU